AUGAAGCGGCGAAAUGCCGAAACUGGGAAGAUGCGGCGCCCCCUGAAGCGCACAAAAAUCACCGAAGGAAUGUACGGAAAUUCAAUGCUGUACCUGAAAUUUGUAAUGAUUUGGGCAACAGUUGUGAUGGCUGACUACAUGUUGGAGUUCAGAUUUGAGUUCCUCUGGCCCUUUUGGAUGAUGCUGAGAUCAGUAUAUGAUUCAUUUAAAUAUCAAGGACUUGCAUUCUCAGUGUUCUUCAUUUGCAUAGCACUCACAUCUGACAUGAUAUGUUUCUUCUUUAUACCACUGCAGUAUAUAUUUUUCGCUGCAAGUACCUAUGUAUGGGUACAGUACGUGUGGUACACAUUUGCAGACAAAGGUGUCUGCGUACCGACUGUAGCGAUGUGCUGCCUCUUAGUUUACGUAGAGGGGUUAUGGCGGGGGUCUCGGGGGGGCGGGGAGUUAUGUAGGCCGCUGGCCGCACACUGCGUCGGCUACCCCGUAGUUACCCUAGGUUUUGGAGCGAAAGCCUUAAUAGCACACCGUCUUAGACAAAGGCGGCAAAGGCAUGUCAGAGCCAUGAAUGAGUUUUAUUUCCAGCUCAUGAGGGAUGCUCUGCCAGAAUCUGCGCUUGACCAGUCGCAGAGCCAGCAGCAGCCGGCCACGAAAGACGCGAGCACCGUCGCCAACGGCAGCGCAGAGGGGGGAGGUGCACAGUCGCCCAGCGGGGACACGAAGCAUAUGAACGGCUCGUUGCGGCGGCGGUGCUUCAAAACCGUGGACCAAAAUGGCCACUGUGUACAAGAGCACGCACAGCUACAAGCUAAGUUAGAGAAAUUAGAGAAGCAUUUAGCUGCACAAACAGCAGCACGUGAGCGUGAGAAGACACAAGCGCAAACAAACAGUGCGCACGUGAACUCCAAUAGUGGGGCCCCCCACCACGGGCUCAGUAAUGGCUCCGCGUGCCACGCGCCGCCUGACGAAGACGACAAGCCUGAACACAGUAGUAGAGGUGGUGCUAAAAACCCAAAGUCAGAAAAGAAAGAGGCUAACACAUUAAAAGAAGAAAAAAGAAAGCAUAAAAAUAGAGAUAAAGAUAAGGAGAAUAUUGAUAGUCAUAAGAGUACAGAACACACAAAAGAACAAUUAUGCGUGGAGCAGCUGCGGCAGGCGCGGGCGGAGCUGGCGACGGCGCGAGCGGGCGAGGCGGAGGCGCGCCGUGCGCUGGCCGCCGCCGCAGCCGCCGAGCGCCAGCGCCGCGCUGAUCAUGCUCAGCUCAAGCAGGGCGCACGCCGCUCUGCAGCAGAGAGUGAGUACGUGGCGCAGCGGCGAGCGCGCGACGCUGGAGGCGGCGCCUGGGCGAGGAGCGGCGCGCGCGCACGCAGGCCGAGCACCAGCUGCUGCGGGCGCGACACCCAGGCACGGACGCCCAGCGGCGAGGUGCGAAAAGCGAAGCGUGUCGGUCGCGGCGGUCUGCAGGCGAGGCGGAGGCGGCGGCUCUACGCCGGGACCUACAACGCGCUCGUGACGCACAGCUGCAGGCUGCAGAGGGAACUCACGCACGGCCACGGAAGCAGGUGCGAUCAUUGGAAGCACGACACGAGCGGCAAGAGCAGCAGCAACAACAACAGCAGCAGCAGCACCACCAUCAGCACCUCCAGCAGCAGCAGCAGUGCGCGGUGGAGGCGCCUCGCCUGGCGCUGGCGCCGGGCGGCUGGCAGGCGCUGCACGAGCGCGCCUCGCACCUGGAGCGGGCGCUGUCGGCCCGAGACGCGCGUCAAGCUCGACCUGCUCUCCGCGCUCGGAGACGCCAAGCGCAACAUGCAAAUACAGGAGGGUGUAAUAACGAGACAAGAGAAAGAAAUAGAGGAACUGAAAGCUCAAAUGCUGGCGGUGAUGCCCACGGAGUUCGUGACUCCGGUGAGCGGCGGCGUGUCCAAGCUGCGCCUGUCGGACGGGUCGCCGCUGGACCCCAACGCGUCCGUGUACACGCCCAAGCAGCUGACGCAGUGCUCCGACGCCUGA
Messenger RNA from Arctia plantaginis, 2007 nucleotides. The record is from the annotation of a GenBank genome assembly. NCBI's taxonomy places the organism in Eukaryota, Metazoa, Arthropoda, Insecta, Lepidoptera, Erebidae.